This is a messenger RNA of Lethenteron reissneri (Far Eastern brook lamprey), 8876 nucleotides long. RefSeq names its product G-protein coupled receptor 61-like. Gene Ontology annotation, biological process: G protein-coupled receptor signaling pathway. Gene Ontology annotation, cellular component: endosome; signaling receptor complex; plasma membrane. The record is from RefSeq and is a predicted model, not a curated record. Gene Ontology annotation, molecular function: G protein-coupled receptor activity. Lineage: Eukaryota; Metazoa; Chordata; Hyperoartia; Petromyzontiformes; Petromyzontidae.
CCUGAGCGUGUUCCGGUUGGAGGAGCGCUCCGGGCUCCGUGCAGGCACGGGAGGAAGGAGCCCUCCACGCGCUCUCCGGCGACAUCUCUCUCCGCGGAGGUGGCUCCCCGCGGACACGGAGCGCAGGCACGCGGGGCACGGCGAGACGAGCCGGGGACCGGGGCACGGACACCGCGGAUCAGGCGGAGCGAGGCGCGCGUCUUCACACCCACGCGGGCGCUCUGCUCACGCGCGCACGAUUCGGCUCAUCCCAAGACGCUCAAUACCCGGCAUCUCAAGGAACACACGCUCGCCGUGCCCGCUGCUGGGUCGCCCUGCUCCGCCUCUCAUGCCUGGGCCUGGCCGUCGCUCGCCGGACCCCGCGGGCGAUCGGAGCGCGAGUCGCCGAGCGGCCCUCCACCUCCGCCGCCGCCGCCGUCCCCCGAGUCUCGGCGGUGCCGCGGCGGAUACGUCACGGCAGGCGCGCGCCGCCCGCGGCCCCCGCUCGCACGCGGCCACGACGAACGCGAGACUCUCCGAGCCUCGGCACCAGCAGCGCGUCCCCCGCCAGGCGGCAUGGAGGGCGUGCGCGCCUGGGACGCGGUGGGCCUGGCCUUCUCGGCGCUGCUGAACGCCGCCGCGCUGCUGGGCAACCUGGCGCUGCUCGUGGUGCUACUGCGCGCGCCGCCCCUGCGCAAGUUCAUCUUCGUGCUGCACCUGUGCGUGGUGGACCUGCUCUCCGCCACCGUGCUCAUGCCCAUGGCGAUCGCGUCGAGCCGGCCCGUGUCGCUCGCGCUCGGCGGGCCGCCCGUCGGCGAGGGGGACGUCUUCUGCAAGGCGCACGUCUUCCUCAACGUGUGCCUCAUCAGCGCCUCCAUCCUCUCCGUGUCGGCCAUCUCGGUGGAGCGCUACUACUACAUCGUGCACCCGAUGCGCUACGAGGGCCGCGUGGGCGCCGGCCUGGCCGUCUCCGUGCUCGCGUUCAUCUGGGUCGAGUCCGGCCUCGCCUCCGUGGUGCCGCUCCUGGGCUGGCGCGCGACCCCCGACGCGCCGUGGCCCGCCAACGGCACUGCGGCCACGCCGGCGGCACGCUGCUCGCUCUACUGGAGCGACGGCGAGUACAAGAACGUGUUCGUGGUGGUGUUCAGCGUCUUCUGCUUCGUGGUGCCGGGCCUCAUCGUCACCGUGGUCUACUGCAGCGUGUUCAAGGUGGCGCGCAUCGCGGCGCUGCAGCAGGGCCCGCUGCCCUCGUGGACCAACGGCGCGCGCCAGCGCUCCGUGUCGCUCAACAGCCAGACGACCAUCGUGAGCGACGCCGCGGGCAACGCCGGGUCGGCGAGCGGCGGCGGCGGCCCGCCCGCCAGGAUCUCGCCCGAGCGGGCCUUCGGCGGCGGCAAGGCGGCCGUCACGCUGGCGAUCCUGGUGGGGCAGUUCGUGGUGUGCUGGCUGCCGCACUUCGCCUACCACCUGCACGCGGCGACGAGUGGGCGGCGGGGCGACACCGAGUCGGCGGAGACGCUGGUCACGUGGCUCGCCUACUCCUCCUUCUCCAUCAACCCGUUCUUCUACGGGUGGCUCAACCGGCAGAUCCGCGAGGAGCUCAAGAAGCUGGCGCGGUGUCGCUGCGCCGGCCCCUGGCCCAGGGACGAGCCGCCGGGACCGUCCAGCCACGGCUCGGUGGAGGAGAACUUCUUCCAGUUCCUGCAGCGCACCGGCUGCCCCGUGGUGGUCGGGGGGGGGCCCGAGCCGCCCGUCGCGUUCGCCACGUCCACGCCCAAGCGGGCCUUGGACCACAUCGCCGCCCUCGGGUUCCGCAUCCCCGGGCAGAUCCCCGAGGAGUCGUCCGAAUACAACGAGCACAUGUUCUCCAACUCCGCGCGGGACCCGUAGCCGCGGCGGUGCCGCCGCUGACGCCGCGUCACGGCCUUGGCGACGGGGGCGCUUCCCCGGUGACGCUUUUUGCCAAAAUCCGCGUGAAAAUGGGGACAUCUGCCAACGUGUCAGCUGGGACUUUAGCCUGCACCGGCAGUGCCCAAGAACUGUGCUUUAUUUAUUUAUUUAUGUCACCCUCCACCCUCCCUCCACUCUCCCCCAGUUGCAUUUUUAAUUAACUUGUGGUGAGCCAUUGGUGUUUUUUUUUACGUGGUUGUGUAGAAAGAAUGUGGAACAAAAUAUAAAAUUGCCAAUCAAUCAAACGGUGGCAUUUAUUGAGAGCGAGCGAGAAUCCCAGUUUACCGCUCGGUAAAAUGGAUGGAAUAUUUUUUUUUUUACAGAAUUUACCGGCUUUAAAGGCGUCGUAAAAACGUUGUAAAACGGUGCUUAAUUUAACUUUGAAUCCGUCACGGGGGGAAGGGGGUCCUGCGAAGCCACAGUUUCCAUCCCACGGCCCGGUGAGAUGACCAUGUCUCUGUUCAGCGGCGUGGUACCAGGGGUCAUGGACUCGUGUCCUGUAAGGUGCGCGGAGCGCUACGUCGAGAGUCCCGUCCGGAGGAGCUCGGCAGAAGCGCGCCGCGUGACAUUUUGUCUCUGGGAAACCCGCGGCGCUGCGUUGGCAGUGGCGCACAAGCGCAACGGCGGAAUAACGCUGCCCUGAGGAGGAACAAAUACAUCGGGAAAGAUCGUCUCUCUGGCAGAGGCGUUGCCACAGAAUCUUGCUUGCUACCUUCUUCUUUUCUUCGAUGGGCAGUGAUUUUCAUCUUCUUGGUUCUUUCAGUAAAGUCACGUAGAAGGGAAAUAAUAAAAUAAUAAAAAUAAAACAUAAAAUACAGUUCUCACGAUGUUUCGGCCACAACGCAAGCAGCCGUCCUCAGGUGAAGAACAGGUCUGUCGGAAAGACAGUGUCUGAAUGAACACCACCAAGCUUGGCAGCGUAUAUUUAAGAUUUUGUCGAACGUGUUGAAUUACGUCGAUAUAAAGCGUGCCCGCGGUGGCGGUGUUGGGGCGUAACGAUGAAUCCCUUCAACAUUGACGGUCAUUCUCAAGGCUCACAAUUGCAUGCGUCCAAUCACGAGCGUAAGAAUCCACAAUUCCUUAUCUGCUGUAUGUCCACGGGUUCAUUUGACCCCUCCAGCCACUAGAGGCCGCUACAUUAAUCACGGUGUCAAAGAUUGGAACAGAUGUUUGAAUCACAUUGUGACCGGCGCAUCUGUUAGGCUUUGCGUUUGCAAUUGGUGCUGUGGUCAGACCCAAACCGGCUAAAUAUGAUUCCAGCUUUGUGAAAACUAUGUCCAUAACCCCGAUCUGGUAACGUGAAUGUCUUGCUCUUGUUUUGCUCUCAAGAGGACGCGAUGGAAAGCAAUUGUUCCGGUAAUUUUACCGCGAGCUCCGAUUGCCAAAUCCGGGGGCGAAACUAACGACCGUGAAAGAACGGUAAUCCACAACGGCGAUUGCAAAUCAGAGCGGAAUUUUAUCCGGCAGAGAAUCGCCCACGUGGCACGACGCGGUGGCUUGUGACGGAGCGUUGUGGCCGCGUGGAUGGCGGAGUGUCCUUGAGAAACGAAAACAAACCCAGGCUAAACAUCCUGACCUUGCUGACCUCUCAGCGUGGGCUAGGGUUAUGCGUGUAAGAUCAGGGCUAGGGUUACACGUGUAAGGUCAGGGCUGGGGUUACACGUGUAAGGUCAGGGCUGGGGUUACACGUGUAAGGUCAGGGCUGGGGUUACGUGUGUAAGGUCAGGGCUGGGGUUACGCAUGUAAGGUCAGGGCUGGGGUUACACGUGUAAGGUCAGGGCUGGGGUUACACGUGUAAGGUCAGGGCUGGGGUUAUGCGUGUAAGGUCAGGGCUGGGGUUACGCGUGUAAGGUCACGGCUGGUGUUACACGUGUAAGGUAAGCUGACUGCGAUCUCAGGGAACGGAGGGACGGACCGUGCUGUGGACGCAGGGAGCCACGCUCGCUACGCGAGACGCCGCUGCCGGUUGUGGUUGAGCGCUCGCGGUGUCAUCGCCGCCGCCGUGAACACGACGCCGCUGCCCCGCUGCGGCAGGCGGCCGUGAGCCGCUCACGUUGAUCGCGCCGUUGCUUUUUGUUACUUUUCGUAUUCUUUUUGCUUCCUCCGGCUGUGAAGGACCAUGUACGCAGCACGAUUGUCGAGCUGCUUUCGUACCGUACGCAGCCAACCGUCCUAAUCGGAGGUGCGUCACGGCGCUAGCGAUUAUUGUUAUAAUUAUAAUGAUGAUAAUUACUACGCCUGUCGAUCCGAAACCAUCGCUGGCAGCUCAGAAAUCCGAUGGCCGAGUGGCGGCCAAGAUGGAACCGGCAUCUCGUGUGCGGUGAACUUCAAUUUCCGCUGCAUGAAAAGAAAAAUCAACUCCUAUUGAGUGGAGGUCCUCUCAUCCGCACAUCGAUUAUCCGGACUUCUCAAUACCCAUCGACUCGGAGCGUACCACGUAAAAUUAUAUGAUCCACACCAACGAUUAUUAUUCUAAUCCAUGUCGUUGCCUGGAUCUGGCGAUAAAUUAAUUAUUCUGCCCGAGACUUAAGAGGCCUUCAUUCAGCAAUGGCUAGAUCAAGGCAGCUGAUGCUAGUGUUGGUGAAACAGAGACGAUAGGUUCUUACCCACAGCGCUUGCUGAGCCAUGCCAGGUUGGCUCAGCACGGCCCCGGCGGCGCGGCUCGGCGGAUUGUAACCGGCUCGAUUCCAACAACACGCCCAGGUGGGGAGUCACGUGGUGCGUGUGGAGUCAGGUGGUGCGUGGGAAGUCACGUGGUGCGUGGGGAAUCAGGCGGUGCGUGGGAAGUCAGGCGGUGCGUGGGGAGUCAGGCGGUGCGUGGGUUGUCAGGCGGUGCGUGGGUUGUCACGUGGUGCGUGGGAAGUCACGUGGUGUGUGGAGAGUCAGGUGGUGUGUGGAGAGUGGCGUGGUGCUUGGGAAGUCACGUGGUGCGUGUGGCUGGGGGAGUGAACUCCUCAACUUGUUGUGGACUUGACGGGUGAUAUUUACCUACGGCCCUUCGGCAGGCAUCACGCCCAACGCGCACCACCAGGAGGUGACGGCUGCGUUCUAACCACGCACGAGAGCGGUAAAGAUCGCAAGCCGGACGCCGCGCCGAAAUGUACGGGUGAAGGUGAUCGCCUGCGAAUGAGCGUCGAUCGAGGAAAAUUGAUUUUGCCAAAACUUAAGCAGAGACGUGAUAAUAUGAAUCAAUAUUAUCUGAAAUUUGAAAUGCAUUCAACCGCAAGUGUUGGUUAUUGAUCAGUUUACUCGUCGUUUUUAAUUACGGAUCUUUAUUAUUUAUUUAACGUCAUAAGGUCAUGACGCACGCACGUGAUUCCACAAUGAGGCUUCACCUCUGCGUUAACCGACGUGGUUUUAAAUGUUACGUUAGCGGUCAGGAGUACGAUAAUUUAUCGUUUAAUAUCGAUACUCGAGCUCACGACAACUUUGGUAUCGAAGGAUCGGCAUACAUCGUAUUAAAUGGGUUCACGUGACAUGGUUGACCACCAGGGAUUCCCAGGAGUUGUGGGCAUGGUGCUGCGAGGUGUGGCAAGCACAUGGCAGUGUUGAGUGUUAUCUCCUCAUAUUGCGCGGUGGGUUUUCUCCGGUGUCUAUCGGUGUCCUCCCUUACGAAGCCAGACUCUCAUUCAUGGAGUGGGCCAAACAUUCCAAUGAACCAGGAGACGAUCCUGAAAAUGAGCCUCAAGAAGAAUCAGUGGAGGCUUUCCUGGGUAAACAAUUGACAUUAUUUUUAAUUGUUGCGUGGGUUAUAGGGACUCCUGCCUUAGCGGUGUUAUUAAAAAAUAAGGGGCCCGGGCAACGAAUUGUUAUUCAGAAUGUUUGUGGUUUCAAUUCCCGAUCCGUUGAUGCGACUGCUGCUGUUUAUAAUCGGUCCUUUUUACCACAAAGAACGGCCACCGUUUCUCAACAUGUCAUUGGCAACAAACGUGUCGAGUUUUUGUUGUUGCCUUUGUUGUUUCUUCAACGACAGCGCCGUUAGUUUCUCUGCUCAUCUGUGUUUAUUUAAUUAAUUGGGCAGACCCCUACUCGGCCGGCCUUUGCGGCGCUUGUACGCGUCCACGUAUGGACGUUUUGUCCAUCCGCUGCUGGAUGGAGGCCUCCCCUUAUUAGACGUCACCACGCUGUAACGUCGGCGCGGGUUGGUUAAGGUGGUGGGCCACAGACGCGGUAGCGUAGAAGUAAGGUACAAUAAUCGUUUCUGCAACUGCGCCUCUGUUGGCCACCACGUGGCCACCAAUGCGGUGGUGAUGGUGCUUCAUGUACAGGGUGGACCUAAAGUCAGGACACACGGGGUUAUUAUAUUAAUUUUAACAAAUGUUCAAACUGACCCCCAUUAAUAUUCAUGCGUGAUGCAUGAAUUCUCUUUUGAACUCACGACUUUGUAUUUUUUAAGAUGAUAGCUGUAUCAUUUUGAACAUUCAUCAAUUAUGUUUCAUCUUAACUCAUUCCGGGUUCUUGGUCGAGAUUUGUAAAUGACGCAUUUGCCCACAGAAAUAAUAAUAAUAGGAACAUUUAAUAAUAACAGAUAAAAAAUCAAUUUAAAUAAUAAAUCAUUCAAAUAUUGUAAUGCCAGUGUUAAAUAAAUAAAAUAACCUAUUUGUGUCCUGACUUGUGGGCCACCCUGUAGAACUCGAAGGGUCACGAGUUAACAAUGGACGCUCACGAAGGAUCGACUCAGCCUAUCAUCUUCAACAUCCCUCCACGGUCAAUAAAAUAACUACCACUUUGUGUCAACUAAACAGCGGUCUCUCUGCUGACAAACUGGCCCCUGUCAUGGGAACGUGGAACUUCCACCCCUGGCUCAGGGCCGCCGAUGGAGAUGGCUCGGUUGAGCGGCGAGACGCGUUUGAUUUUGUUUUACUUUGACGUCAGUCGAUGACUGAGAGACAUGGGGCGACAAUUGUGCGGGUAAACUCCCAUGCUUUAGGUGCCGGGAAAUCUAUUUAAACUCUCUGCAGUUGGUGUGGAGUCGCUGCUUUGGUGAAUUAACAAGGAACACGGCGAGGUAGAUAGCGAUACUGUAACUGGGUUGUUUUUUUCAUCACGGUCUCUGACACGAAAGGAAGAUGUCACGCUUCGUUCGCCUGGCCCUUUUCUGGAGAAAAAAAAUGUCGAGCGUGGCGUCAAGAAAAUCAUGAAGGCCAUCAUCAUCAUCAGCAGCAGCAGCCACAGUCAAUCCACUGCUGGAUGAACAAUCCUCGGCCCAUAUCUUGACGCCUUCCUCUCCGAGCACUGACAGUUGGGAAAAGGUCCCGUCACGACUUUAAUCGAACCUGUUAUUUGAAUGACUAUACGAUCACAAACAUAUUACAAACCUUUAUAUAAGUAUUAAUGUAUGUGCCUAUGGUGCCAUGAUUCCAGUACAUUGUUCUGGUGACUGUGUUUUCCUACAAUAGGACAAAUCUGUUAGGGAGAUAUAAAUAACUACACCGCGUGCAUGGUACUGUGCGUCUCGGUGCAGACAGCCUCUUGAUGUAGUCGCCUCUCGAUUUUCCAGGGUAAUCGGGUGGCAGGGCGGUGGCACGGUGGGCAACACCCAUGGCUCACAGGAAGAGAGGCCUUCCUCGCCUCUGUGGAGUUUGAAUGUUCUCCCCCAGCCUGUACAUUUAACUGGUAUUGGCCAAAACAUUCCCAGUGCUGAAAAAUUGACCUGCGCAUGACUCACCUGAGAUCACGCACACACGCACACACGGCGGCAACGUUGGCCCAUCUCCUGUGGAAACUUGGCAGGACCCGACUGAAAAAGAGUCUUGAGACUCGUUGAGGCUCUCCGGGGUUAGCAAGCACAAUACAAUACCGAUACAUUAGUCAGUGGAGGUGAGGGCUGAUCCGGACAAAUCGAAAACCACGACUAUUACAAUACACGUUGUUACAAUUACAGAUGUUUACCAAGAAAAGCCUCGCUCAGUCUCAAUACAUUUAGGUUUGCGCAGUAAGGGGUGAGACUCGCCAGCGUUAUGGGUUUCCCAAUUAAGUAAACAUGCAAAUGAGGCUAUGACAAUAUGGGAUGGCUGUUGACGACGCCGGUUUUUUUUAUUGUUGCUUAAAGCGAUCGCUCACUUGCCUGCCAACACAUUUGGGGUCACGUGAGCACUGAGCCAAUUGGCCAUCGACGAGUGAGGAGGAGCAGGUCAAUGUUAAAACAGCCUGCAUAUUUAUUUAUUGGCAAUCUGCAUAAUCUACCCCCUUUCCGCCUCCCCCCCCCACGGGUAAUCGAGAGUUCACUGUACUUUGCUGGUCGAUAUUUAUUUGAUAUAUAUACACAUAUCUAUAUUUGUAAACGAUUUCAUAUUUAAUUGGACAGGGUACGAGCAGGUCGCUGUUGUAUUCUAUACGAGACUGCGAUGAGCGGUGGGGCCACGUGCGUUAGUCACGCGGUUACUGUGACGUCAUCGCGUGACGCGCAAGGUACGCGGUUGGCGGGGUAACAGUCACGGCCGUCCAUAGAGGGGGGGUGCGGGGACUGGGGCAAAUCACACCGUGUGCCCCCCCCCCCGACACCUUCAAACUACACCGGAAGUAUUCAAUCUGACAGCGCGACGUCAACGCGUGGGGGCCCCCCAAAGCGCGGGACCCGGGGCGGUCGCCCAUAUUCUAGGGACGGCUCUGGUGACGAUUGCACAUAUUUUGUUGUUGUUUGCUGUCUAGAAGAAAGGAGGAAAAAAAACAAUCGCCUCUCGUGCGGUGUGCGAUGCGAGUCUGACAAGCGGUGGUGGGAUCUCGCGACCCCGGGGCUCCGCGUGUGUCGUUCGGGGCAAUGGGGAGGGGGCGCGUACGGUGACCUCCUCAACCCCGACCCCGACGCGGUGAUGAGCGCCGCACCUGCGAGGUUAUUUCUAUCGGCGCGACGCUGCGAUGCCGUUGGGAAUUAGCGGGGCUCGCGCCUUAGUUUUUUGUGUUUCUCUUGCAACGUUCUGAACACGAAUACGAGAAUAAUAAAAAUA